AUGUCAGGACACCUGUGGGGGACAACCAUUGUCCUCCUGUUGCUGCUGCAGAGCACACAGUCAGUCUACAUCAAAUACCAAGGCUUCCAGGUCCAGCUGGAAUCAGUGAAGAAACUGAGUGACCUAGAGGGGAGGCAAGUGCUUAGCACAGACCUGCAGGCCCAGAGUCUCCUGCCCUCUGUAUGCCACUACCCAGAGCUACCCCUGGACUUAAAGCCCAUCUGUGCCUCUCAGGAAGCCGACGGCGUCUUCAAGGCUUUGAAGACCAUCACUUUUGACAUCUGUGAGCUGUGUGUGAACGUCGCCUGUACCGGCUGCUGA
Molecule: messenger RNA, 321 nt
Organism: Castor canadensis (American beaver)
Lineage: Eukaryota; Metazoa; Chordata; Mammalia; Rodentia; Castoridae
Gene: Guca2b
Product: guanylate cyclase activator 2B
Cellular component (GO): extracellular region
Molecular function (GO): guanylate cyclase activator activity
Source: RefSeq, a predicted model, not a curated record